AUACUGCCAGGAAUGACAUGUAAGCAGUUUAUGCCUGAGAAUGUUGAGCAAUGGUCAUCUAAUAUGGGUUUGUGCAGUGGCAGUAGUCCUUUGUGAGGCCAAGAUAGAGGGUAUACUCCACAGCUCCACCCCAAACAUGGAUGCAUGUAAGAUUCUGUGCAAAGGCAAACUCUUGAAGUAUGUUCAGAUGGCGAGGCUGUUCAAUGACAGCAAACUUUUUGUUGAUAUGAAGCUUAAAGAGUCGCCAGAGAUCAUUGAACGGAAGUUCCAAACUCUCUUGAACCAGACCAAGAACCAGCCACCCAGAGAACAGCUCAUGAAAUUUGUCAAUGAUAAUUUUGAAGAUCCUGGUCAAGAGCUAUCCCUAUGGGUUCCUGAAGAUUGGAAACCCAUGCCUAAGUUUACUUAUGAUGUUUAUGAUCUACCGCUGAGAAAUUGGGUGCGUGAGGUCAAUGAGAAGUGGAAACUGCUUGGACGCAAGAUGUCAGUUGAUGUUAAAGACAAUAGCUAUCUCUACACUCAGAUAUACAUACCAAAUCCUUUUGUCAUCCCAGGAGGUCGAUUCAUAGAAGUCUAUUAUUGGGAUUCUUACUUUAUCAUUGAGGGUCUUCUGCUGUCAGAAAUGUUUGAUACUGCUAGAGGGAUGAUUGAAAAUUUCAUGUACCUUGUGGAUCAAUUUGGUUAUGUUCCUAAUGGAAGUAGAAAAUAUUAUUUGGGUAGAUCUCAGCCACCAUUAUUAAUUGCAAUGGUUAAUCUGUAUUAUGAGGCUACCAAAGAUGUCAGUUUCCUGAAUCAGAGUAUGGGAGCUCUUGAGAGGGAAUUUAGAUUCUGGCAGAACAAUAGAUCCAUAGAUGUGAAAGUGGAGGACAAAACUUACAAGCUGUAUCAGUAUAAAGUGACAACCACAGAGCCUCGGCCAGAGUCCUAUUAUGAGGAUGAAGAGCAAGUAAAAGGUAUUAAAGAUGAAAAGCAAAGAGAGAAAAUGUUCUCAGAAAUUCAGUCAGCAGCAGAGAGUGGAUGGGACUUUUCUUCUCGUUGGUUCUUGGCAAAUGGGGAACACACAGCUGAAUUUAAAGACAUCAGUAUUUUAUCUAUUGCUCCAGUUUGCCUCAACAGUAUAAUGGGCUUGAAUGCAAAGUUAUUGGCACGGUUCAGUAAGAUCUUAGGAAACAAGACCAAGUUGGAGUUGUAUGAGAACUUGGCUCGUGAAUCCAGUUUGACGAUAAGCCGUAUAUUCUGGAGUGACCGGGAUGGAGUUUGGCUGGACUACAAUAUUAAAAAGAAAAAGCUCAUACCAGGAUUUUAUCCUUCUAAUUUGAUACCACUUUGGGCUGAGACAUUUGGAGAGGAAAGAACUCCAGGUUUUAUUACUGAACAAGUUGUGGCAUACCUUGAUAGGAAUCAUAUUAGCAAAUUCAUAGGUGGCAUUCCAGCUUCCCUACUUGAGUCUGGGCAGCAGUGGGACAUGCCAAAUAAUUGGGCACCAUCACAGUAUUUCAUUGUCAUGGGUCUCUAUAAAGCUAGAAAACACAGUCCUCAAGCUGAGGAACUUGCUUUUACCCUUGCACGUGACUGGGUACGUAAUGUAUAUGAAACCUAUAUGAAUUCUACUCCUCACACAAUAUAUGAAAAAUAUAAUGCCUCUGCAAUUGGCAAGAUUGGGGAAGGUGGAGAGUAUGAAACACAGGAGGGCUUUGGUUGGACGAAUGGUGUAUUAAUGAAAUUCCUGAGCAUCUAUGGCCACAAGAUACGAACACAGGACGUCUUCGACCCAGCGCCACUUACCAUUGGAGUUGUACUCACGUUAGUGUCCAUAGUGUCUGUAGUAAGUUAUAUGUACCGAAUACGUGUUUUCCAUAGGAAAAGAUAUGAGCCAGAAGCAGAGCCAGUACUGCCUUGAAAGUAGACCAAAAAUUGCCUUAUAUAGUACCUGAUAAUAUAUAUUUUGAUAAGAGAAAAAACCCAUCUUUAGCCUGCACAGUCAUUCCAUUUCAAGCCUCAGAGAUGCAGCAUUACCCUUGAUAGAUUUUUAGUCAUACUAAGUAUGUCCAAUAAACAUUUUUUUUUAUUAGAGAGUGGUUGUAUGAUUCAGCUGAAGAGUUGUCAUUGGAUAAGUUCAGCGUUUUUACUGGAAAAAUAAUUUUCUAGGAGUUGAAAGAUCAAAAGACUAAAACAUUUAGUAUAUAUUUUAGUAUAUGGAAGUGCAUGUAAAAAAGAUUGAUAUUUUGCACAGGAAGUUGAACAAGUAGCAUAAUAUUUUUUAAAUUGCAUAUUUUAUACCAAAUAAGAAUGCCUUUCUUGUGAUUAGCUUGUAAGUGCUGUGUGUUAGCCAAAAGAUUGAAUUUUUCUCUAAGAAAUGAAGUAAUAUAAUGGCUUUUAUUAUAUAUUUUAAUUGAACAAAAACAGAUAUAAAGUGUCUUCCCCAAUUAAAUUUUCUUACGUAUGCACAUGGUAUACUCCUCAAGAAUAAGAAAUAUGGCCAGGGUUUCUUACACAAAGAAUUAAAUGACAUUUUUAUCAAAUAAUUUUUCUCAUAUUUUCUCAAAUCUGCACAUGCAUGACCCAUUCAGAAUGUGGAUAUCGUAAAGUAGUUUUCUGUCUCACCUCAGUUCCUAAUUACAAUGAAAUUCUGUGGUGCUUUUUGAGUGAAAAGACAAAGAACACGCAAGAAUCCCUUAACAUUUGGAUAUCUUUGCAUAAAUGGGAAUAACAUAUCUUCAUUGAAAUUAUGCCCUUUUUAAAUCAACUUGUAUUCAAAAGUCCCUGAACUUAACGAAUUUGGUAUUUAUCCAUUAUAACCUAAUGUAGAGCACAAACUGUAUGAAGCAGUUUGAAUUUAUAAUUAUUAAUUUUCCUUGUAUAUUUCUUAGCACAAAGGUUGUAAGAAAUAUUUUUAAUAGAUCAUUGUAUGCAUGGGCAUUCCUUUUCCCCUCUUAUUACCAUGGAUGCUGAGGAAUAAAUAAAUGUUUGUAGGGAUAUGUUGUGUAAAUGUAAAAACAAGUGAAGCCAAAGUAGAAAUCCCC
Molecule: messenger RNA, 3023 nt
Organism: Penaeus chinensis
Lineage: Eukaryota; Metazoa; Arthropoda; Malacostraca; Decapoda; Penaeidae
Product: trehalase-like
Exons: 1
Coding region: 41-1900 (619 amino acids)
Biological process (GO): trehalose catabolic process
Molecular function (GO): alpha,alpha-trehalase activity
Source: RefSeq, a predicted model, not a curated record